Messenger RNA from Spodoptera littoralis (African cotton leafworm), 4380 nucleotides. The record is from the annotation of a GenBank genome assembly. Lineage: Eukaryota; Metazoa; Arthropoda; Insecta; Lepidoptera; Noctuidae.
GCGGCGGACAAUACAAAGCAGUUACCAAGUAACAGUCGAUGUAGAGCAGCCAAACAUCGCAUCGGUUCACUAAUUCAAUGGUUGAAUAGUUCGCGAAUCGUGCGCAGCGCGUAUUCCAACAAUACACGCGCGGGACUUUGUGCUACAUUCUUACUUGUAAAUGACAACACAGAUGUAAAGCAGAGCCAGUGUACGGUGCGAGAGUGUGUCGGAUGGUGCAGUAGUGUGGCUUCCCUACGGACACGGAGGAGAUGGUCAAGAAGGGCUGUGUCGGAGCACGAGCCGCUAGUCGUGGCUGACGGACGCAGCACGGUGCGUACUGCCAGCACUGUGUGUCGCGACACACACGCACACACAGAGGAAACGCGAGCGCGCGACCGGCGCGCCAGUCGGCACACCGCCCGGGCGGGCGCCACACGACCGGGAUCUGCGCGAGCGACGAGCGGCGACGCGAACCAAAAUAAUAUCAGUGAAAUAAACACGUAUCCGCCAAACGCUGUAACGUGCGAGCGCAAGAUUCUGUGAAUUUAUUACGAGUACGUGAACGAGUCUCAGUGCAGAGGACGAAACGACAGACCGCAGUCUGUGCGAGAGAGCGAUUAGGGUUUACCGAACCCCUACGACGAAACGAUUCGAGAUCGGAGCCGCAGAAGUGACUUCUCGGCCCCUCGAAAAAUUGUAAAAAUCGCUCGGUGACUGUCAGGCACUAAAUUAUACCUGCACUAUUUCUUGUAUUAUAGCCGUACUAAAAACGAAAAAAUCUCGACAGAACGCCCUCUAUCAGUGGCCACGACAGAGGGUUUUUAAUUUAUGUACAUUUUAUAUAUGCAUAUAUAAAAAAGAGAAAAAUAGUGAUCUCUAACGUGACGUCACAAUAAUAUAAAAAUUGUGAUUAUUUAAAAUAAUUAAUUCAUUAUUAUAAUCGCUUUGCUGUUUUCAAAUCGCAUUUUUAACGCGUAUUGCCCGUUGUAUUGUUAGUUGUUUAUUUUUUAAAUUGUAAAUAUUAAAAAAUAUACUUAAUCAUAAUAGGUGUGACAUUGCGUAAAGUAACUAUAAUACUAGUCAUUGAUCUAGUGUAUUUAUUUUGAUAAUAUUCAAUUUUAUAAUCGAUAGAGGAUAAACUAAUUUUAUUAGAGGUUUCUGACUACGUAUCUAAAAUAUCUACUAAAAAACUUAACUGAGCCUGAGUGCGUCAAUAACCAAAGAAGAAAAAUAUAGCAGUGAACUUUAUAAAAAGUAAAAGCCAGGACGUCAAAAAAGGCAGGGAUCCGUGGGCUGUUCCAUAGACUUCUAACAGAGAAUAGUGCUUGACUCCGUUGAAUCGAUUACUACAAUCGGCAAGAUGCAGACCCAAAUCGGAGUUGGUAACGAGCUGCAGAGAAGCUACAGGAUGCAAGAUUUUGCAUCUCCCGGCGUCAUCAUGCGGGAGCGGAGCUUCAUUCGCCCUCAAUCCCAUCACAAUAUGCAUCAUAACCAGUUCAACAAUGCAAAACGACGGAGCAUGAUUCUGACCAACGCUAAAGGAAAACCUACGCUGGAAAUUUACAGACCUCCUGGUGUCCGCACAGACGGCGUGGCGACCACAGCUGCCACCUCGGGGACGACAACCUCAACCACAGCGGCCACUGCAUCUACACCCGCCUCGACCAACAAGCUCAAUGUUCACGCUAAGGAGUUCACCAUGGCCAAGCCUGCCGACCUGCAAAAUAGAUUCCAUUCAAUAGAGCGACAGUGCGGUGCGUCAUUCUCAUCAUCUUUAGACAUCAUUCUAAUGUUUGUCGACUUGUCAUUACACGAUCUCAAGCACUCGCGCUCGGCGGUGCUGCACGCGCACGUACCGCCGCACUACCGGCCCGUCAUGCCGCCCCACGCACUCCUCAACAGCGCCUCCAGCGGGAACGUGCCGCAUGCACAGGUGGGACCCCGUGUCCACUUCAAGCUGCAGCCUCAGCAAGCGAUCAUUCCGGAGAAGAAGAAGUCGCCGCCUUCGUCCCUGACGAACGGCAAUGGCAAGAGCAUUAGGCCUCAGUCGUUCACGCCUGGCCUUAAGCGCUCCAAGUCGUUAACGUCGGCUGACGCGCUGGCCAGUGGCAUGGCGGCCUUGGGACUCGCAGCCGAUGCAGGGGACCUCGGCAACUUCCCGCCCGAAAUUCAGGAAUGCAUCGAUAAGGCUCUCGAAGGCAAGCAUUUUUACCCGAACGCAGUAUCAGCGCGCACCCUAAUGGACGCGGUGGGUCACCUCGUGUCGCGCGCGGUGGAGUCCCCGCGCUACGCGCUGCCGGCCGCGCGGCGCUGCAUCGCCGUCGUCGAGCGAGAGAGUACCGAGACCUUCCUCGAGUCGCUGCUCAACACUUGCCAGCAGUGGUACCACGACCGGGACAAGUUGCUGGGCUCGACGGUGGGCGGCGGUCGUCCCCGCCUGAUGGCGUUCCUGUCGUUCCUGCUGGAGAUGUACUGCCAGCUCCGACGGCGCGCCAUCCAGCGCCGCGGUGCCUCCGCUCAGCCUGGACAGGUGCUGCUCACGCUCAUCUGCAAGUGCUGCGAGGACUGCAUCCGUCAGCCUGUGCCUUCUGCCAGCGAUACGGAGAACCUGUUCUUCGUGCUGACGUACAUCGGGCGCGACCUGGAGUCGCAGCUGCCGGGCGAGCUGGAGCGUCUGCUGACGGCGGUGCGCGACGCGUUCCUGACGGCGGGCGCGGCGCCGUCCAUCCGCCGCACGCUGCUGCAGCUCAUCGAGCUGCACGCGUCGCGCUGGCAGCUGCCGGGCUGCGCCGUGCUCUACUACUACCCCUCCUCCAAGUGACACCCGCGCGGGCGAGUCUCUACUCAGCACCUCGAUUGCGAUGCAAUUCCUGAUCCAACUAAAUUAUUCGCUAAAAUUUGCCUUCUGCACUAAAGAUACCCGGUCAAUCUUAGCGUACCCAGGAACUGCCACGUUGUAUGCCCAUAAAGUGGACAGUCCCCUGAUGUACUGUAGAGUAUUCCGUGUCGUAUCUUAAGGUAGCGAGUACUGCUUAAUGAGAUUUAGUUAAUGGCGACUACUCUCGGUGGUGGUAUAUUCGGUUUCUCGUAAAUUGCUCGGUGUAUUAUUUCAUGCGGCGACAAGCCUUUGACAGUGAGCGCUGGUCCCGAGGGGUACGAUAUUAUUCAGUAGGGAGUAAUUAUGUUAGAUUAGUAUACAAAGGUUACAAGCAUUUCUUGUAGUGUUUGAUUUGUUUCUACUUGACCUUCUUAGCGUUGCGUUAGUUGUAAAGGAGGUCUCCUUUUGUUGUCCCUUAUACGUAUCGUAGGCAUGAUGCUGCCAUAAGCUCAUUUAUUGUGCCUUUAAAGAUUUUAGUAGUGAUAGACACGUUCUCCACGCUCUCGAGUCAUUAUAAAAAUUAUUUUGUAAUAUUUAUCGGACGUAAGACGCACUCGGGAGCGCGGAACGUAGCAAUUAAAAUGUAAGGUGUAGUUUAGCUUAAGGUGGAUUUAGUAAACGCAAGAUAUGCCUUGAAAGUAUUAAAAAGUACGUGUAACAUAAGUAGUAGGACAAAACGACGAUGUACAUUACUGUACGUUCUUCGCAUAGUAUUUGGUGCAUUGUACCCUUUGUCGGUUGUGUCUAACUGUAGUGUCGCAGUGUCGCCAUCUAUACGUAGCGCUUGUAGUAGUAGCCUGUAGCACGGCCUCGCUCCACAGCCCGCACUAUACGUUAUGCACUCUGCUCCUAGUUUAUUUUGCCUUAGCGUAGAUGUCCCAAUUAUGGAAAUGAUCAUUCUAUUAAAUUAUAGAUGAAUCUUAUCAGCUUUCUUACACGACGAUCAUAUGAAUGUAUGACUGAACUUCCUAAGUAUGAAGUGUUUCAAUUUAUUAUGCUUGUGAUAUUAUAAAUUUAAGUUAUGUAAUCUCUGAUAAUAUCUCUGCUGUCCUAACCAAAGACUGUACUGACGAUGUGGAGAUUCAUGAUAUUAUUAACAAAGUGUAAACUGAAUGUUGUUGAAGCUGGACCAAAUUAUCUUCGUGUGUCGCCGCUGGCUCUGUAACCGUCGCGGCCACACUCACUUCAGUGACUAUUGUAAGUUCAUUUAGUUGUAGACACGUACUCCUACGUCUGAUCACCAUUAUCAAACUAAUGAUUUUUUUAAUAUUAGUUAAUUACAUUAUUAUGGAAAAAGUUAAAAGACCAUAAACUUUUCGUUAUUACUAUGCAUUCGUAGCAAUAUAAGGUAAUGGUAUGUUUGUAGAAAAGUUGAAAAAAUAAAAAAAAAUGGUGCUAACAAAAAUAUUGGUGUAUUGUAUAUUAUUUUAAUAGACUACGGGCAAUAACAUUGUUCUCGUUACCGCUAUAAUUUUGUACGAAUAAAACAUAAAAAUGAUAUAUAACCAAUAAAUUAUAUA